UUCGCCUCCGUACAACGGGCCAACGCCGAGAUGGAACGGCGUUGCCAAGAAGUGAUUGACCGCUGCUGGCAAAAGGGCGAAGAUAACCCGAUUAUUACCAUCCACGACAUCGGUGCAGGCGGCUACUGCGUGGCACUUAGCGAAUUCGUACAUGAUUCCAACCUCGGGGGAAAAUUCGAACUCCGUGAUAUUCCAAACGCCGAUAUGUCGAUGUCGCCGAUGGAAAUCUGGUGCAACGAAGCACAGGAACGCUAUGUACUUGGUAUCGAUGAAUCGAACCUGGCAGAGCUUGAAGCGAUGUGUGAACGCGAGCGUUGUCCGUUCGCUGUGGUCGGUGAAGCAAUCGCCGAGCCGCAACUUAUCGUUACCGACCGCCUGCUGAAAGAAACGCCAAUUGAUAUCCCUAUGAGUACACUGUUUGGUAAACCACCAAAAAUGACACGUGAAGUAGCCACGGUAAACCCUGCAUUUCCAGCUUUAGAACUUGAGAAUAUUACUAUUGCCGAAGCAGCGAGGCGUGUGUUGCAAUUACCCGCUGUUGCGAGCAAGAAAUUCCUCAUCACUAUUGGCGAUCGCAAUGUUGGCGGACUUAUCACCCGUGACCAAAUGGUUGGUCCGUGGCAAGUGCCAGUUAGCGACGUUGCGGUUGCAGCGAGCAGCUUCAAAAAUAACUUUGGUGAAGCUAUGGCAAUGGGGGAACGCGCACCGGUCGCUUCUAUAAACUCACCGGCCAGCGCUCGCAUUGCAAUUGGCGAAACUAUAACUAACUUGCUAGCUGCAGACAUUGAAAAGCUUUCCGAUAUCAAGCUUUCCGCUAACUGGAUGGCUGCGAGUGGCGAUCCACUCGAAAAUCAGCGAUUAUUCGAAACUGUGAAAGCGGUCGGCGAGGAAUUCUGCCCUGCACUUAAUCUGACCAUCCCUGUAGGUAAAGACUCUCUUAGCAUGAGUACCUCUUGGAAAGAAAAUGGCAAAAGCAAAACCAUUACCAGUCCACUCUCACUCAUUAGCACUGGCUUUGCACCAGUAAAAGACGUACGAAAAACGCUUACGCCAGAACUACAGCUUAACGGCAAGCCAACUUCACUCAUUUUAAUAGACCUUGGUAAAGGCAAAAACCGUCUUGGCGGAUCAGCGCUUGCACAAACAUAUGGCCAACUUGGUAAUGAAUCUCCAGACAUUGACCCCGAAACACUAGGCACG
Molecule: messenger RNA, 1200 nt
Organism: Vollenhovia emeryi
Lineage: Eukaryota; Metazoa; Arthropoda; Insecta; Hymenoptera; Formicidae
Product: probable phosphoribosylformylglycinamidine synthase
Exons: 1
Source: RefSeq, a predicted model, not a curated record